Messenger RNA from Delphinapterus leucas (beluga whale), 5418 nucleotides. The record is from RefSeq and is a predicted model, not a curated record. Lineage: Eukaryota; Metazoa; Chordata; Mammalia; Artiodactyla; Monodontidae.
AUUUUUUCAUGCCUGUAUCAAGGUACUGAACAUGUGACGUGCAGAAUUGUGUUGAAACGUCACAACCUAAUUGAUCUACAACUCUAGUUUUUUUAAAAAAAAAGGAUGUAGAAAAAAUAACCGUAAUACAAUAAUCUGUUUUAGUUACACAAUAUAAAAAACAUGUAAAGUGUAGCAGCAGUAAUCAAAAUAUGAGGUGGAGGAGAAUGAAAAGUAUAGUGUUUACCAGUCCUAUUGAAGUGAAGCUGCUAGGUGCUAGGGUGUUACAAGUGUGAGGUAUGUUAUGUAAGGCUCAUAAAAUGUCUUAAACUUAUAACAUUAAACUUAGGGUAACCACAAAGGAAAAAUCUUAUAGUAAUUACAUCCAAACACAAAGAAAGACAGCAGGAUAAGAAACAAGGAACAAUGGAUGUACAAAACAACGAGAAAACAACAAAAUGGCAAUAGUAAGUCCUUACCUAUCUGUAAUAUGGUGACGGUGGUGCGUAAUUCACUUACAACUCUAGUUUAAAAGUUAAAAAAAAAAGAAUGUAGAAACUUCACAACCAUCUCUUCAUGGCAACACUCUCAGCAUCUCCAUUUUCCAGAUGGGGAAACUGAGGCCCAGCAUGGCUAAGUGACUCAUCUGAGUCGACACAGGAUUCACCCCCAGGUCUGUCUGGCCACCCCUGUCUUCCUGGUUAUUUUGGAAAGGCAAGCCAGCUGUCAAGAGCAUGCCUCUGUGCCAAUGGGGGGCCACCACCAGGGGCAGAAAGCCCGAUGGGGAUGGAGCUCAGCCCAUGGCCACCAGAGGAGGCCUGAAGGUGCUUCUGCACUGGGCUGGCCCCGGUGGCGGGGAGCCCUGGGUCACCUUCAGCGAGGCCACACUGACUGCGGAGGAGGUCUGCCUCCACAUUGCACACAAAGUCGGCAUCACUCCACCCUGCUUCAAUCUUUUUGCCCUCUUCGAUGUCCAGGCCCAGGUCUGGCUGCCUCCAAACCACAUCCUGGAUAUGUCCAGAGACUCGAGCCUGAUGCUGUACUUCCGCAUGAGGUUUUAUUUCCGGAACUGGCAUGGCAUGCAUCCCCAGGAGCCGGCUGUGUACCGCUGUGGUCCCCCAGGGUCCGAGCCUUCCUCAGAACAGGCCGAGCAGGGGGUGCAACUCCUGGACCCCGCCUCCUUUGAGUACCUCUUUGAGCAGGGCAAGCAUGAGUUCAUAAAUGACGUGGCAUCGCUGUGGGAGCUGUCAAGCGAGGAGGAGAUCCACCACUUUCAGAACGAGAGCCUGGGCAUGGCCUUUUUGCACCUCUGCCACCUCGCUCUCUGCCAUGAUGUCCCCCUUGAGAAGGUGGCCAAGAAGAUCAGCUUCAAGGACUGCAUCCCACGCUCCUUCCGGCAGCAGAUCCGACAGCACAAUGCUCUGACGCGGCUGCGCCUGCGGAGCAUCUUCCGCAAGUUCCUGCGGGCCUUCCAGCCAGGCUGCCUCUCCCAGCAGGUUGUCAUGGUGAAGUACCUGGCCACACUCGAGCGGCUGGCGCCCCGCUUCGGCACAGAGCGCGUGCCCGUGUGCCACCUGGAGCUACUGGCCCAGGCCGAGGGGGAGCCCUGCUACAUCCGGGAUGGCGGACAGGCCCCUCCCGACCCCGGGCCCGAGUCUGCCACAGGACCCCCCACUCACGAGGUGCUGGUGUCGGGCACCGACGGCAUCCAGUGGCGGCUGGUACAGGCAGAGACUCCCAGUGAUGGUGGUGGUGGUGGCGGCAGAAGGAUGCCCCAUGCUGGCCCAUCUGGGAAGAAAGCCAAGGCCCAGGAGGUGGGCAACCAGCCAGUGCACAGACCUCAGGAGGCCCCAUGGGCCUACUUCUGCGACUUCCAGGACAUUACCCACGUGGUGCUGAAAGAACGCCGCGUCAGCAUUCAUUGUCAGGACAACAAGUGCCUGGAGUUGACCCUGCCUUCCCGGGCUGCAGCCCUGUCCUUGGUGUCACUGGUGGAUGGCUACUUCCGCCUGACGGCCGACUCGAGCCACUACCUAUGCCAUGAGGUGGCUCCUCCACGGCUGGUGAUGAGUAUCCAGGACGGUAUCCACGGACCCCUGCUGGAGCCGUUUGUGCUGGCCAGGCUGCAGCCCGAGGACGGCCUUUACCUCAUCCACUGGAGCACCAGCCACCUCCACCGCCUUAUCCUCACGGUGGCCCAGCGUGACCAGGCACCUGGCGUGAAGGGCUUGCACCUACGGAAGUUCCCCAUCGAGUUGCAGGCUGGGACUGUCGCGCUGGAGGGCUGGGACCGGUCCUUCCCCAGCGUGCGCGAGCUGCGGGUUGCCCUGCAGGGCUGCUCCCUGCGGGCUGGCGACGACUGCUUUUCCCUGCGCCACUGCUGCCUGCCACGGCCAGGAGAGAUCUCCAACCUCAUCGUCACGCGGGGACCUCGGGCCAGCAGCAGGCCACUCAACCUCAGCCAUCUCAGCUUCCACCAGAUCCGCCAGGAAGACAUCACCCAGCUGUCCCACUUGGGCCAGGGCACGAGGACCAAUGUGUAUGAGGGCCUCUUGCGAGUGGAGGGCGGAGGCCCUGAAGAGGACAAGGUGGAUGGCGGGGACCCCCCCAUGCCCGGGGCGGGCUGUGAACAGGAGCUGCGAGUGGUACUCAAGGUGCUAGAUCCCAGUCACCAUGACAUCGCCCUGGCCUUCUACGAGACAGCCAGCCUCAUGAGCCAGGUCUCCCACGUGCACCUGGUCUUCGUGCAUGGCAUCUACGUGCAUGGCUCCGAGAAUAUCAUGGUGACGGAGUACGUGGAGCACGGGCCCCUGGACGUGUGGCUGCGGCGGGAGAGGGGCCACGUGCCCCUGGCCUGGAAGCUGGCAGUGGCCCAGCAGCUGGCCAGCGCCCUCAGCUACCUGGAAGACAAGAGCCUGGUUCACAGCAACGUGUGUGGCCGGAACAUCCUCCUGGCACGGCUGGGGCUGGCGGAGGGCACCAGCCCCUUCAUCAAGCUGAGUGACCCCGGUGUGGGCCUGAGCGUCCUCUCCAGGGAGGAACGGGUGGAGCGGAUCCCCUGGACAGCCCCUGAGUGCCUGUCCGGUGGAGCCAACAGCCUAAGCACUGCAGCCGACAAGUGGGGCUUUGGUGCCACCCUCCUGGAGAUCUGUUUCGAUGGGGAGGCCCCCCUGCAGGGCCGCAGCCCCUCCGAGAAAGAGCGCUUCUACCAGAAGCAGCAGAAGCUGCCUGAGCCCUCGUGCCCAGAGCUGGCCAUACUCACCAGCCAGUGCCUGACCUAUGAGCCAGCCCAGCGGCCAUCCUUCCGCACCAUCCUGCGUGACCUCACUCAGCUGCAGCCCCAAAAUCUCGUUGAUGUCUUGUCUGUGAACCCGGACUCACCGGCGUCAGAUCCUACGGUUUUCCACAAGCGCUAUUUGAAAAAGAUCAGGGAUCUGGGUGAGGGUCACUUCGGAAAGGUCAGCCUGUACUGCUACGAUCCAACCAAUGACGGCACUGGUGAGAUGGUGGCCGUGAAGGCCCUCAAGGCAGGCUGCGGUCCCCAGCUCCGUACAGGCUGGAGGCGAGAAAUCGAAAUCUUGCGCACACUCUACCACCAGCACAUUGUCAAGUACAAGGGCUGCUGCGAGGACCAAGGCGAGAAGUCGGUACAGCUGGUCAUGGAGUACGUGCCCCUGGGCAGCCUCCGAGACUACUUGCCUCGGCACAAUGUCGGGCUGGCCCAGCUGCUGCUCUUCUCCCAGCAGAUCUGUGAGGGUAUGGCCUACCUGCACGCGCAGCACUACGUGCACCGAGACCUGGCCGCACGCAACGUGCUGCUGGACAACAACAGGCUGGUCAAGAUUGGGGACUUCGGUCUCGCCAAGGCCGUGCCCGAAGGCCAUGAGUACUACUGUGUGCGCGAGGAUGGGGACAGUCCCGUGUUCUGGUAUGCCCCGGAGUGCCUGAAGGAGUGUAAGUUCUACUAUGCAUCCGACGUCUGGUCCUUUGGGGUCACCAUGUAUGAGCUGCUGACCUACUGUGACUCCACCCAGAGCCCCCCCUCGAAAUUCAUCGAGCUCAUAGGCCUCACCCAGGGGCAGAUGACAGUGCUGAGGCUCACUGAGCUGCUGGAACGAGGAGAGAGGCUGCCACAGCCAGAGAAAUGUCCCUGUGAGAUCUAUUGCCUCAUGAAGAACUGCUGGAAAGCAGAGGCCUCAUUCCGCCCGACCUUCCAGAACCUCAUACCCAUCCUCAAAACGGUCCACGAGAAAUACCAAGGCCAGGCAGCCUCAGUGUUCAGUGUCUGCUGAAGCCUGCCAGCAGCUCUGCUUGGGGGGAUUGGAGCAGACAGUACCCACAGAGAGGGCCUUCUGCUUCCCACCCUAAGAGGAGCCCAAGAGGGGGUGGUCAGCCUCACUGACUCCCUGUGCCUUACUCCUGUCUGGAUGCCCCACCCCUCUGAACUGACUUUCCUUGUCUUAGUCUGUUUGGGCUGCUAUAACAAAACGCCACAUUCUGGGUGGCUUAUAAACAACAGAAAUUUAUUUGUCACAGUUCUGGAGGCUGGGAAGUCAAGAUCAAGGCACCAGCAUGGUUGAAUUUUGGCAAAAGCCCUCUUACUGGUUCAUAGCCUAUGCCUUCUUACUAUGUCCCCACAAGGUCCAAGGGGGCAAGGCAUCUUUCUGGAGCCUCUUUUAUAAGGGCACUAAUCACAUUCAUGAGGGCUCCACCCUCAUGACCUAUGCACCUCCUAAUACCAUCACGUUGGGUGUUAGGAUUUCAACAUAGUGAUUUUGAAGGGACAGAAACGUUCAAACCAUAGAACCUUCCAAGAUCAUGAGCCUGACACAGGCUCCUGAGGGAUCCAGGACAAGCAAGGAGCUAAACAGGGCCUUGAAUCUGAUCGUUUUAUCUUCCCCCAGCUCCUGCCCUUGGAGCCCACUAUCUCCCCUAACUGGUUAACAACUCAUAUUUCCUCUGCUAGAGGCAUGGUCCUUGGGCCCUUCUUCAGCAAAUGUCCACUAUCCUGGGGACUGCAGCUAGAGCAAGACACUCACUGCAGAAGAAGUCAGAUUCAACUAUUGAACUUUGCUCACCUCUAAAUCACCAGCCAGCAAUUAGACCAAUGCCUGGAACACAGAAGGCCCUCAAGAUGUAUGUUAAAUAUAUCAACAAAGGACCUGGAGGACCACAUGCCAUGUAAAUAAGAUUGCCAGUUUCACCUUUUUCUCGCUGUGUGACCUCAGGCAAGUGGCUUCCUCUCUCUGGGCCUUAGCUUUCAACUAUGAACUUGGGAUGGUCAUGCUUGCUGCCUUAUAGGACUAGUGUCAAGAGCUAAUGAGGGCUUCCCUGGUGGCGCAGCGGUUAAGAAUCUGCGUGCCAAUGCAAGGGACACGGGUUUGAUCCCUGGCGCGGGAAGAUCACACAUGCUGCAGAGCAACUAAGCCCAUGCAUCAC